This is a messenger RNA of Aspergillus bombycis, 486 nucleotides long. RefSeq names its product cytochrome b-c1 complex subunit 6 family protein. Lineage: Eukaryota; Fungi; Ascomycota; Eurotiomycetes; Eurotiales; Aspergillaceae. The transcript is spliced from 3 exons. The coding region runs from base 1 to 486 and encodes 161 amino acids. Gene Ontology annotation, biological process: mitochondrial electron transport, ubiquinol to cytochrome c. The record is from RefSeq and is a predicted model, not a curated record.
AUGGGUAUCUCCGACUUUUUCUCCGACAUCAUGUCCUCCUUCAGCCUCCCCGAGGCCCAGGCUGAGGCUCCCGCUGAGAACGUUGAGCAGCCCAGCAGCCAGGAGACCGAGGAGAAGCCCGCUGUGACCGAGGAGUCGACUAGCGAAGAGACCGCCGAGAAGGCCGAGGAGUCCGCUGAGGAGACUCCUGAGGAGCCUGCUGAGGAGGAGCCCGAGCAGGAGGAGGAGGAAGAAGAGGAAGAAGAGGAAGAGGAAGAAGAAGAGGAGCCUGAGGACAUCAAGCCCCAGCUCGAGGAGGAAUGUGCCAACUCCGCUCAGUGCGCCCCAUACAAGCACCACUUCGAUGAGUGUGUCGAGCGUGUCACUCAGCAGCAGGAGGACGCCGACUACAAGGGCCCCAAGGAGGACUGUGUUGAGGAGUUCUUCCACCUUGCCCACUGCGCUUCCGAGUGCGCCGCCCCCAAGCUCUGGAAGUCCCUCAAAUAA